AUUUAUAUGUUGUGGUGACACAAUGACAGUGAAAUAAUAUAUACAUGCAAACAUCUCUUGAUACAAUACGUAUUCCUUUUUUAGGAAGGUCGGGGUGCAAUGCAAUAAAAUAUUCCAUAACUCAAAAUAAGUAUCGUUUACAUAAUAUAUUCCAAAAAUGUGUGACUUGGUGUUGGUGAGGAUCAAACACUUUUGGGAAUAUAAAAGGAACGAUAUUUAAUUUGAGUUAAUGAAUAUUUCAUUAAAUGAGUAACCUAUGCAAAAUAACGAUAGACAUCUGAUAAAAAAAAUUAUGAAAUUAAUAUAAUGAAAAAAUAAGUAAACAUUUUGAAAAUCUUUUUGUAAUCAAAAUUAAGUUUCAGUGCGGACUUAUAAAAAAGUACAUACUUAUGUAGAUAUAGGUUCAAGUAUUACAUAUUCAAUAAAAGCUAAAAGAGCACUUCAAGUGCAUGGUAAAUAAUGAGAAAAGGAAAUAUUUCAGUCAAUGCUCAUCAUUUUUUUAAUAACCGCGAUUAGAUUGCAAUUUAUUCGGGAUAAGAGUUAAGCUAUCGAUAAUUUACACAAAGAAUUCAGACCAAUUUGUGCCAGUGCUAUUCGAAUCUCUUGACUUUAUCUCUGAACCGGCACAUGCUUAAACUGAUGGCAUAUCGUGAAGGGUCUAAAAGCAUGAAAAGCUAAAUUGCGAUUUAACAACACUCGAUUGAGUUUUAAGUGAAAACAUAGUGAAGAUUUUUAUCUUGUCGUACGACACUUUAAAUUCUGUUUUGUCAUCGUCGUAUAAAACACCGGCCGAUUGACACUUGUCUAAACAGAAGGCAAGGGACAGGAAGACGACAUCAGAGAUAGGUCGGUAGAUACUACCGUCAGUGAUUGCGUGAACCCUGUUCCGAUCCCAGCCACUGACUGAGGAUAGACUUAUCCCUUUUUUAUUCUCUUAUUAUUAAGUUGUCAAUGUCAACUUCCCAGUCUCUUGUUCUCUCUUUGAGAGAGCAUACAAUUCUAAACAAAGCUGCACAUAUUCUUGAUUCUGUCAAGAAAUUGGUCCCCCAACAACAAACUACUAUCAGGAAUUCCUUGGCUUAAAAAUACAACCCGGAGCAUCUUGUCAAUGUCUAGUCAUCCACCAUGCACAAAACACAGGUAGAAUUAAAGGCAACGGAAUUCUAUUUUUGAUUGAAUUCUUUAAAGAGAUGAUUAAAUAAAUCAAAACAUCAAACAGGGAAAUACUGAAUCAUUUCACCUUAUUUAAACGAUCUCUUCAAAAAUAUUACACUUCUAUUAACAUAAUUGUAGAUGUUUUACGAUUUUUUGCAUCUAUCUUUAUUUCUAUGCGACGAAAACGUUUUCACCAUUCCCAAAAAUUAAUUAUCUGUAAAUCAUGUUAACCUUUUGAAAUUUAAUUGAAAAAUAUAAGGAAAAUUCUUUACACCCAAAUCAUAAAAAGAUGACUAGGAUCUUCAAAAGCCCAACACAUUCCUUGUGACCAGCGAGAUAUGGAAUUGCCCCUUGCUUAGUGCACAUUCGGAAGUAAAAUUGUGUUUGUUUAUUAUUUUGCGACAUAGUUCAGCGCAUCGUUUUGCCUAGUACGUGGUAACCUUUUAAGUUUUUGAUCAGCGGGAAUGACUUGGUAUUAAACACGUGCGGUAUAUCCCUUUGCCAUCCGAUCGUGAGUUGACUUCAUUACCUGCCAGGUCUUCUUCACGCAAUCAAAUCUGGUCAACUUUAACCGCUACGCUAUACCUAAUCCUAAUCCUCUUAGACGGAUUUCAGCUAGAUCUAUAAAGCACGUAAAUGUUUUUGCCAAUCAAAUAUUUUAUCAUUUAAAAACAUUCCAAAACACUGUUUUGAAGAGUCCGGCCAAAACCAGAUCAUUUUCUGUAAGGUUGACCAACAGUUCUGGAAUGGUUGGGACAAUAACACUGCUAUCCCCGAACAAAGAUCGUUUCGUUGUGAUCUCAUAGGAUGUGAUCAAGAUUAAAAAUACAUCUUUGAGGAUCAGAAAGUCAGAUAUGUGGAGACGAUAAGAAGGGAUGUAUUACAUUAAAUAAUCUCCUCUAACAAACGCGCAUAGUACCGAAAGAUUGACAAGGACUUAAUGGUUACACAAGAAGACACCAACGGGAGCUCUUCAACAAUUCAUUUACAAUGAAAAUGAAUCUGAUAUAUCUAUUUCUGUCUUUAAUUAAAGACCAAGAACUGCAAGUGUUAAGUUAUGUCAAAAGUUAUAUCUGUGUUUGAAUUUAUAAGCUAUUUAAGUAAUCGUUUUGUAAUACCAUACCAUGAUAAACCUCUCGAACCAUUGCAUGUUCAAAAAACACACAUCAUUCUAUAGUAUUGGUAUCAGCUUAUGAUAGUUAAACUUAAAGCAACAUUUUUUAUGGUUUUAUGAUUGGCACUUUUAAAGGACCCCUCAACUCCGAACUGAACACGACAUGUAUUCUUUCAUUAAGUCUUGUAAAUGUUCCCAUUAUCUAUGUUGAGGUCACCAGUGCGCCAGGAAAGUGUAGGGUACAUUUUUGCCACAAGGCCUCUCAGGUUCCAAUAGGAAACACAUCGGCGUAUUGUUCUAUUGUUAAGGAAGCGCAUUGCUCUGUUGGCCUACGCAUGACGAGACAUGGUUUUUUACCUUAAGCGAGCCCACCUUUGCACCCCGAUGAGUAAACGGCUCCGUUGAACCGACCAAUGAGGGUAGGGGUGUUAAACGACUCAAUAACAUGUCAAUUGCUCCCGUCAAAAAAACUUUGUGCGCAUUUAAAGGGCGUGGGUUCAGAACUAAAAUCAGUCUUACUUUGAAUUUCGUGGGAUAAGCAUGGUCCAACCAAGUAUCAUGGAUCGCGAGGAAAAGGACGAUAUGGAGGCAAGCUUCCCUAUGGAGGAGUCCAACUUCCAUAAGGGAAACGUUGAAAGUGGACGGAAGUUUUGCUGUGAAAAUUGUGAUAAAGUUUUUACUGACCCAAGUAAUCUACAACGCCAUAUUCGGUCCCAACAUAUUGGAGCCAGGAGCCACGCCUGUGGAGAAUGCGGAAAGACCUUUGCAACAUCUAGCGGUCUGAAGCAGCAUCAGCACAUCCACAGCAGUGUCAAGCCAUUCCAAUGUGAAGUCUGUCUCAAAGCCUACACCCAGUUCUCCAAUCUCUGUCGCCACAAGAGAAUGCACGCCGACUGUCGUCAACAGAUUAAGUGUAAGGAAUGUGGCCAGGCCUUUUCUACGGUGACUUCUUUGAGUAAACAUAAAAGAUUCUGCGAAGGAGCUCUAAGAAAUGGGAUGCAGCUGGGAUACAGCCAAAUCGAGAAAGAAUUGAGCGGCGUUCCUUCAGUUGGUGUAGCUCCUCUGAACUCCGCACUGUUACUAGGCCUUUACCGCCACCCUAGUUACCCUCCCCUCUAUCAUCCAGCGGGGUCCACGUAUCCAUCACUAUCUGGAAACUUUUAUAGCGAUGUUCCCAACUCCUCACUUGCCUCAUUACCGCAUAAUCUCACAUCACCAGAAGAGUUUUUCAAAUAUCACAGAGCUCGCUUAUCUUUGGAAGUGUCGCGAGGUCAUUCCGGUAGAAACUCAGUUGAGUCCAACCUGUCAAACAAAUCUCUAGUAUCACCGAAAAGCGAUUACGAACAGUCCACUUCUGAUAUUGAGCUAGAUCACUAUCGAUCUUCUCCAUCUGAAUCGAAUAAAGCUGUGCCUAAUUUUGAUACCAAGUUGUUUCUGAAGAAAGAAGAGGGAAACCACGUUUCAGAACUUCCAUUCCAUAUCUCCAAACAGAGCACAAGAAAGCGGGUAUCAUCGGCGUCCUCUCGUUCUUCCAAUGAGCCUAUUUCAGAAGAUGAUGGCAGCGACCAACCCUUGGAUCUCACCAAGAAACCAAAAACGGAAAUUGCUACACCAGACAACAAAAGAAAAGCCCAUGUUUUUGGAUAUCAGCUUUCACCAGAUAUUCCAACUAGCUUCCCAUUUAGAAUGAAUAAUCCGUUUCUUCUGCAAUCACAUAUUUAUUCGAAAGACUUACCACAAUCAUAUGCAGAUUUCUCUCACUAUCUACCCAUUUCAAACGGAAGCUCAACAUUCACACUCUCUCAAAUUGGACAACAGAAAUUGGACCAAGAGAGAAAAAAUGGGAUUGCAAACCAUGGAUCCUCUCCCGCUAAUUUAGGGUCGUUUGCAUUUCAGCCAGGAAGCAAAGCACGAGAACGCUAUUCCUGUAGAUUUUGCGGGAAAGUCUUCCCAAGGUCAGCAAAUUUGACCCGCCACUUAAGAACACACACAGGAGAACAACCGUACAAAUGUAAAUACUGUGAGCGCUCCUUCAGCAUUUCUUCCAAUCUUCAAAGGCACGUCAGAAACAUCCAUAACAAAGAAAAACCUUUCCGAUGCGAAUUAUGUGACCGCUGCUUUGGUCAGCAGACCAACCUAGAUAGACAUGUGAAAAAGCACGAAACAGGCGGUGAAGAUCUAAGGGAUUCUCCUGUUGAUCCGGAACUUCACGACAGUCGACCAAGUUCUACCGAAAUUCCAAGCGAUGUUCUCGUAGAAAACGUAAAGACAACCGACAUUUCCUUCCAUGAUGACAUUAGCGACGAGGACAUUGCAGAUGAAGAUUCUGAGAGUGAGCCAGAUCCCGAAGAGAUGAGGAAAACUAUUUUGUCAGCGAAUGAAACUCAGACCAAAUCUGCAAACAGUGAACACGUUAGAAUCGAAACAAAUGGGUUUGCAAAGUAUCACCAUUUUGAAAUGCAGAAAAACAUUGUCGUUUGUCCCUCGUAACUAAACAAUAUUUACUCUGUUUUUUCUUUCUUUAAGUAUUCAAUCAGUUUAGUUUGUGUUUUAUUUUUUUCUCUCUUGCUGCCAUUUAUACGAUGCUGUGAUUAAUUAUAUGUAUAUGACGUACAAUUUUUGUAUAGUUUUAGUCUUAUACUAUUGUGUUAUUAUUUAUUCACAAAAGUGUUCAAAUGUAUAUAUUUAUUGUUGUAGUGCAAUUAGUUUUAUAAUGUUAGUAGUUCUAAACAGAUCGAAGUGCGCCUAAGUUUAGCUUCAGAAACUUUUGUUGUCAUAUAAAGUGGCAAUGAGUAUGAACUUUCACUAAUUGAUAAUCAACUCUUCACUUUGCCUGAUGAUGUAGAUAAAAUGAUUUAUGUAUAUCGUUACUUUUGGGUCAUGUAUUUAUAACUUCAAAUAGUUAUUUCGUUCAACACACUGAUGACACUAUUUAUUGCAAUAUAUACAAUUAUGAAAUAAAUUUUUUUUCUCAGAAAAAUG
Messenger RNA from Magallana angulata, 5251 nucleotides. RefSeq names its product MDS1 and EVI1 complex locus protein EVI1-B-like. The transcript is spliced from 3 exons. The record is from RefSeq and is a predicted model, not a curated record. Gene Ontology annotation, molecular function: RNA polymerase II cis-regulatory region sequence-specific DNA binding; DNA-binding transcription activator activity, RNA polymerase II-specific. The coding region runs from base 2810 to 4759 and encodes 649 amino acids. Gene Ontology annotation, biological process: regulation of transcription by RNA polymerase II. Lineage: Eukaryota; Metazoa; Mollusca; Bivalvia; Ostreida; Ostreidae. Gene Ontology annotation, cellular component: nucleus.